AUGUUGGAAACUUUUAAUGAAAAUUUUGCGUCGGAUCUAAAAGAGAAAGCUCAACUAUCUGCCACACCUUUAUGCCGAAAAAAUGUGCGCGCGACACAGCAAGAGGCUGAAAAAGAUUUUACAGAUGAAGAUUUGGCGAAUUCAGUGAUCGAUGCCUCUAACACUUUCGGCAAAGUUGAAUUUCUGUCAUAUUAUAGUAAACUUAAAUCUACAUGGAACAAUCAGGAUGUGAGAAUAAUGAAGAGACGAAAAACAUGGAAUGAGAUAGCGAAAAGUUUAAUGAAUCAAUUGCUAAAAUGGAAGGAAAUAGUGCAUCAGCUGGAUUCUUUACCCCUAAAACUUCUCCUAUUUCAGUGUAAUAUUAUGACCAAUUUAAAAUUCCUGAUAUGUUUAUUGCUAAGAACGUCUCUAGUCACCUUGAUACUAUCACAAAGAUGA
This is a messenger RNA of Acaulospora colombiana, 438 nucleotides long. The record is from the annotation of a GenBank genome assembly. Lineage: Eukaryota; Fungi; Glomeromycota; Glomeromycetes; Diversisporales; Acaulosporaceae.